Phragmites australis (common reed) is the source of this 714-nucleotide messenger RNA. RefSeq lists its product as uncharacterized. Bases 1 to 714 code for a protein of 237 amino acids. The transcript has 3 exons. NCBI's taxonomy places the organism in Eukaryota, Viridiplantae, Streptophyta, Magnoliopsida, Poales, Poaceae. The record is from RefSeq and is a predicted model, not a curated record.
AUGGCAGGGGAGCGGGCACAGCUCGAGGUGGACCGCGCCGUCCUCGUCUGCAUUGCCUCGGCCCGCGCCUCCCAUGGGAGGGAGAGGUGCGCAGUGGCCGAGGAGCGAGAGGCCCUGGAGGAGGAGUGCGAGGAGGUCGUUGCCGCGCAGGAGGAAUUCACCCGCUUGGGGGAAAUAUCGCGGCGGCAGGCCGCGGAGCUGCUCGCCAAGGAGCGGCUGGUGCGUGCUCGGGAGGAGGCCAUCCUGCCGCGCGAGGAGGCUGUGGAGGCCUCUCGGGCAGACUUAGCCCGCUGGAACGACGAACUCGAGAGGAUUCACGCCGAAGUCCACCGUCGGGAGGAGGAGGUCGCGAUCCGCGAGACUGACGUCAAAAUCACGGCGACGGCUUUGGAUGCCCGGGAGGAGCAAUUAACUCGCCGUGAAGCAGAGGCUGCCUCGGCGUCGGUGGCCCUAACUGCUCGAGAGGAGCAGGCCGCCAAGUGGGAGGCCGAGCUGACCGCUCGGGAGCAAGCCCUUGCUGCCCUCACCGAGCAGGUGAAGCAGGGGCAAGCCGAAGCCCCGGCGACCAGCAUCAUUCCGACCAGCGCGACUGAGGAGAUAACCCUUGAGGAGCAGCUGCAGAUCGCGAUGGAUGAGCUCGAGACCGUUACCGCCGAGUGGGCCAAUGUCAAGCUGAUGAUGCGAGACAUCAUUCGGCAAGCAUGGAGUUGGUAG